This is a messenger RNA of Culicoides brevitarsis, 1233 nucleotides long. Its product is annotated as enoyl-[acyl-carrier-protein] reductase, mitochondrial-like. Lineage: Eukaryota; Metazoa; Arthropoda; Insecta; Diptera; Ceratopogonidae. Gene Ontology annotation, biological process: fatty acid metabolic process. The coding region runs from base 63 to 1094 and encodes 343 amino acids. The transcript is spliced from 3 exons. The record is from RefSeq and is a predicted model, not a curated record. Gene Ontology annotation, molecular function: trans-2-enoyl-CoA reductase (NADPH) activity. Gene Ontology annotation, cellular component: mitochondrion.
UGGUGUUCGUAAACAAUCAAUUAUCACAAAACUUCAAGUUUUCAUCAAACACUUUGUAAAAAAUGGCAGAAAUGGAGCACAAUACCUUCGCUUUGCAAUAUUUUGAGUACGGAGAGCCCUCAGAAGUUGUCGAUUACGUGUACAAAACCAAAAUUUUCGACUUAAAAGACACCGAAGUGCUCAUAAAAGUUCUUGCUGCUCCCAUAAAUGUUGCUGAUUUGAUCACAAUUCGAGGAAAAUAUUCAAUUAAGCCUCCCUUGCCUGCAGUUCCCGGCAACGAAUGUGUCGGCAAAAUCCUCGCCAUCGGUCCAAAUGUUCAAAAAUUGCAAAUAAAUGACUUGGUAACGCCCUUCAAACGCGGCGUCGGCACUUGGCAAAGUCAUUUAGUGCUCAACGAGGGCGAACUCGUGAAAUUACCCGCGGAAAUGGGAAUUGCGGAAGCUGCGACGAUCAAUGUGAAUCCAUGCACGGCAUAUCGCAUGCUGAAAGACUUUGUUGACUUAAAACCGGGCGACACGGUGUUCCAAAAUGGAGCAAAUAGCGCUUGUGGUCAGAUAAUUAUCCAACUUUGUCGGAAUUGGGGCGUGAAUUGUGUCUGCGUUGUGCGAGAUCGUCCCAAUAUUGAGCAACUUCGAAGUUAUUUGAUGAAUUUGGGAGCUGCGCACGUCAUGACAGCCGAGGAAUUGACGCAAACUUUGGUUUUUAAUCAAUUUUCAGCUCCUGUGUUGGGUAUCAAUUGUGUCGGAGGUGAAAUUGCGACGAAUAUGUUGCAGCAUAUGGCAAACGGAAGCACUUUUGUUACUUACGGGAACAUGUCAGGACAACCAAUGCAAGUUUCAGCGCCAACUUUCAUCUAUAAAGACGUCAGAUUGAAGGGAUAUUGGAUGACGAGAUGGACAAAAGAGAAUCCAAACAGCCCGGAACGCUUCAAGAUGUUCGAAGAAUUGAUCAAACUCACGAUGGAAGGAAAGCUGCGUGUGCCGGAACACGAAUUAGUCGACAUUAGUACGAUCAGCUUCAAGCAUGUCUUUGAACAAGCAGCGAAAGCAGGCGGAAAAGUUGAGAAAAAGUAUAUUAUGGUAUUUGGGCAUUGAAAAAAUAAACGAGUAAUAUUUUUUUAAGUCAACUUAAAGAUCUUAAUUCUAAAAGAUAUAUUUUUAUACAAAAAAAAAGAAAUAUUUACAAAUACUGACAAAAUUAACCAAAUCUUAUUAGAAUUUAUUUGACUCACAU